Messenger RNA from Stylophora pistillata, 1369 nucleotides. RefSeq names its product superoxide dismutase [Cu-Zn]-like. The record is from RefSeq and is a predicted model, not a curated record. NCBI's taxonomy places the organism in Eukaryota, Metazoa, Cnidaria, Anthozoa, Scleractinia, Pocilloporidae. Gene Ontology annotation, molecular function: copper ion binding. Gene Ontology annotation, biological process: superoxide metabolic process.
CAAUUUUCAACUUGGUCUAAUGCUUACCGUACUCUCUUUAUUCAAGCUAACUUACCACUUUCUUCAAGUCUUGUUGAUGUCAGGUAGACAACACUUGUGCCACCUUUCUCAAAGAUGUUACCUUCCCCCAAGGGAUCAGAGCAAUGGAACCUUUGGGAAGGAGAUUGACAUGCAACCAGUUUUGUUGGCUAUUUCCACACUUAGUUUUCUCCAAUCGAUUUUCCUCCUGGUUAUGGCUCGUGCAGUAUGCCAUUUAGCUGGUGACAUCCAAGGAACAAUCACAUUUUUACAAGAGCAACCUGGUGGGCCGUGUGUAAUCAAGGGAAUGCUACAGGGUUUGACAGAGGGGCAUCAUGGCAUCCAUAUUCUAGAAUUUGGGGAUAUUUCACAAGGUUGUAAGAGUGCUGGCGCUCACUUUAAUCCACAUAACAAGACUCAUGGUGGACCAGAAGACAACAACAGCAGACAUGUUGGGGACCUUGGUAACAUUGAAGCCAAUGACCAAGGACAGGCAGAGGUCAACUUUACUGAUAGUGUAGUGUCAUUAACAGGGGAAUAUUCAGUGAUAGGUCGCACCUUGGAGGUUUGUGAAGGUGUAGAUGAUCUUGGAAUAGGAGGACAUGAAUUGAGUCUUACAACUGGAAACAGUGGUGCUUGUUUAGCUUGUGGUAUCAUUGGAAUUUCAAAAUAUUCAGAGCAAACAAAAGUUCCACCAGAUGAUCCUGUUUGAUUAAGUUAUAUCUCAUACUUAAAAUUUAUGAUGCACAUUAUUUUCAAAUGUUGAAAAAGUAACUAUCCUUAUUUGGCUCCAGGUUAUUAGUUCAGCCCUUGUUACCUGAUUUGAAUCUGAAAUUUAUCUUUAGUUAAUUUUUUUUUUCAAUUCUUAGGAUGCAAUUAAAGAAGAUAUUUAAGAAUAAUUAAGACAGUUGUUUUUUUUUUUUGGAGGAAGAUUCAUUCCUAAAUUUAGCUAAUGCAAUCAAACCCUUAAGGUUCUCUGUGUGCCUAACUUUCUUUAGAAUUUGUAUUUGCAGAAGUUGCUAAAGUGGUAAAAAACCUGUAGGUUCAAACAUGAAACAUUGCAUUCCCAUGCAUGGUGCAUCAGUCUCCCUUUCCUUUACUACAUAGAGUUUGUUUAGAUUAGAGUUUUCUGAUUAAUAUUUUUCUAGUAUCUAUUCUUACCCUUUGAAACUGAAUUCACCAAUGGUCUUCACUAGUUUUAGCCUUGCACCUGAUUGGCUUAGAGGGCAGUGUAAGUCACUGACUAAGAGGGGCAAAGCAAAUUAACCCUUUACCACCCUAACAUAAGAAGGCAUAUCCUCCAUAUUGUUCCCUCUAUGUUUCCUUAGUUGCUGACAAGGAGAAUUUGUUU